CCUCUGCUUCAUAUACACGCCACAUCCGAGACCCAGCUAGAAUCACAGAAUCACAGAAUCAGCCGAGACCCAGCCUCCCAGCUAGAUUUUCGAUGGCCGCCACAUCCGACUCCGGCUCCGACCAUGACUCGCCCAACCAAGAGCCCGAGUUCCACAUACACGCCAUGGACGAGGCCACCAGCCAUCGUCGUCCACCUCGAGCCGUCCCUCCCAUACGCCAGCAGAUGCCACCGCCGGCCGCGUUCGCGUUAAUCCAUCCUAGCCGUCCUGCGACGACGACCAUGGCGGACGCCGUGGAUUCCGACUCCGGCUCCGACCAAGACUGCCCGGAUCAGGAGCCCGAGUUCGUCCUUCACGUGGUGGAUGACCACCCCCGACCACCGCCCCGCCGUCCGAUCCAAUACCUGCAACCGCCGCCGCCGCCGCAACCUCAGUUUGUCAACAACGAUCGCCUAUGGAUAAAGCAUAUGAUCCUCUUCCUGUUAAGGAUGGUUCACUUCGUCGGGAUGAUGGUCCUCACCGUCACGACAGUUGCGUUGGCAGCGCAACUACCCAAGGAGUUCACCGAAAGCUACGCUGGCCAAUACCGAAUCUGGGCCCCCGUGGUAAUGGGCAUCAACAUCUCCUCGUGGUUUUUUGUCGGCCUGCUCAACAACGAUCACGCAUGUAACUGGUGUUUGAACCCUACAUGACGACAUCAAGCACUUCUUUUUCUUUAUUUCUUUUUUCUCGAAAAAAAAAACAUUCUUCGGCCUCUGUAUAAAUCGAUGCACACAUCCAUAAUAUUAUCGAAGUCACAAAUA
Molecule: messenger RNA, 803 nt
Organism: Brachypodium distachyon (stiff brome)
Lineage: Eukaryota; Viridiplantae; Streptophyta; Magnoliopsida; Poales; Poaceae
Exons: 2
Coding region: 93-692 (199 amino acids)
Source: RefSeq, a predicted model, not a curated record